GGCAACGUUGUCAUCGUUUGGACGAUACCAAGGUUGUCACGGGAUAUACAUCGUCGUUUUAUUUACAGAUCGAAAAAUUAUGAAUUUAUCGAUCUAUUAUUGGACCAUUGCGGGGUAGUGUUAUACGCAUGCGCGGCGAACAUGUUUAGACGCGUUGACGAUCAAAUCACCGCCAUUUUGAAUUCGCGAAUGCCGACAGGUUGCAGAAAGUAUCGUCGUCCUAAUAAUUACAGGAAUUUCUUCGGCAGAGGACGUGACAAAGACAAUCGAGGGUUCGUAUCCCUUGAAGGUCAGAAGAAAAGUCUUUUCAGUUCUAAAGAGACUCUUCGUGCAUAUACUAAUCUACGAGGCAUCGAUUAAUUUUCUUUCAGACAAUGCUUGUGUUCUCGUCAAAAAGUUUAAAUCUACUACAAUUUCAACCUAUAACUUAAUACUACAUCAUUUUUGACCAAUGUACUAUGGAUCAAUCUUUCUUAAUUUCGAUGGCCUACAAUGCGAACGAGUGUUUUGGAGCCAUGCAGAACUUCUUAAGUAAUAUCAAUGAUCGCAUCGAACGUCAAUAUGGAAACCAUAAUGGAUGUGUGCAUGUUUUUUUUGCCGAGUGUUGCCAUAGCAGAGGGUUAUUAUACUAUGUACAGCAACAAUGAAAAAGUAAAAAUGAUUUUGGAACACAUCAAGUAUGACUGGAGUAUAUUUGCUGCUGGAAGAGAAAGGGGAAUUAUGCAGGAGCACGCAGAGGAAAGCAAAAUGUUCACUGUAAUUUUAGCCGCUGUUCACUAUCUCUCGAUGUAUUCUCUGAUAUUUCUUUCAAUGGCUCCUGCACUUUUGGAUUUCGUUGUACCAUUAAACGAAACCAGACCACGCGAAUUACCCAUCCCUGCAGUUUUCUUCUUCGAUCAUGAAAAAUAUUUUUUUUACAUGAUCUUGAUAGCCUUCUUCGUAUCAACGGUGGUCGGUACAAUAUCAAUGGCAUUUUAUCCAUUGAUUUUGAUUUGCAUGAAGCACGUCUGUGGAUUAUUUCAAAUUGCAGGAUAUUUAUUCGAGAAUAUUAUAAACGAGGAGGAUGACGAAUGUCACGUUUACGAUACCGAACAAUUAUAUGCUAAAGUGAUUCGUGGUGUGAAAUGUCACAAAAGAGCGAUAAAUUUCGCCAAUCUCGUGAAUUCAUAUUACGAAUGGGCUUUAUUAGUUCAAGUUUUAUUAACCUUCAUUAUACUCGCCAUUGAAAUUUAUGCUAUUCUAACUUUGGACAUGGCCGAGCAAAAUUUCGACGAAAUUGUUACCUACGUGUUUUACGUUAUUGCGGUUAUGAUUUUCGUGUUCUUCACCGGUCAUAUCGGUCAAUUGGUGAUCGAUUGCAGUGCUGACGUUUUCAACAAAGCAUAUGCGACGCCAUGGUACACGUUGCCAAUUAAAACACGAAAAUUAUUUUAUCUUGUAAUGAUGAGAAGUAUAAAACCGUGUUACAUUUCUGUUGGAAACGUUCAGUUUCUCUCGUAUGAACUUCUCAUGUUGGCUUUACAAAAAUCGGCUUCUUACGCAAUGGUCAUAAAAUCCAUGAAAUGAAUGAUUUGAAAGUUAUCUUGAAUAUUUAACAAAUACGAUGUUAUGUCGAUAGUUGUGAAUAGAAGAAGAGGAAAUAAAAUGGAAGAAAAGAAAAGAAAAAAAAAAAAAAAAGAAAUAAUCAAACUAAAACCAAAACCAAAAAGCAAAAACUAGGCCGAGGUUUUUGAUUAAAAUUCACAUUUCUUUUUUUUUUUUCUUUUUUUUUUUUUCUCCUUUAAACUUCAUCUCUCCUUUAACUUCUCAUAUAUUGAAUGAACUUACGACAUGAACACUUGGAGACUUUUGACAAACAUCUUUUCUCGAAUAAUAAAAAUUUC
This is a messenger RNA of Vespa mandarinia (Asian giant hornet), 1883 nucleotides long. RefSeq lists its product as uncharacterized. Gene Ontology annotation, biological process: detection of chemical stimulus involved in sensory perception of smell; sensory perception of smell. Gene Ontology annotation, molecular function: olfactory receptor activity; odorant binding. Gene Ontology annotation, cellular component: plasma membrane. Lineage: Eukaryota; Metazoa; Arthropoda; Insecta; Hymenoptera; Vespidae. The record is from RefSeq and is a predicted model, not a curated record.